Molecule: messenger RNA, 443 nt
Organism: Closterium sp. NIES-67
Lineage: Eukaryota; Viridiplantae; Streptophyta; Zygnematophyceae; Desmidiales; Closteriaceae
Source: the annotation of a GenBank genome assembly
UGGUCCUUCAAGAUGGAGAACAUCUUUGACCAUUAUGAUCUGCUGGAGGUGAUGGAAGGAGCGGAGAAGCGCCCCGAGAACGACCCGGAGAAGAGCCCGUGGGGUGCUAUUGCAUUGGCUAAGAACCCCGUUCUUCCUGGCCUUACCAAGCACAUGAAGGUGAAGUGGCAUUGGGUGAGGAGCAUGGUAACCGCGGGUGAAGUGGAGUUGCACUACGUGAAGACGACGGCACAGCCAGCUGAUAUGAUGACCAAGAGGCUGGUUGAGCAGCAGCAUUGGAAGUGUUGCAAGCUUGCUGGGAUGGCUCUGAACUAAGGGGAGCAGAUUCUACGGCCAACAAUCCGAGGGGGAGUUUGUUGGUGCAACCAUAUGGCUUGCACUCGGCUUGUCGUCCUUGUUUGUGUGUGUGCAUGCAUGGCAUGGAAUGAAUUGUGAGUCUAUGU